AUGGCAAAGAAAGGUGGUUCGGCUGUGCUGUUACUCUUGGCCGUGUUUCUAACUCUGGAGUGUGGCUGGGCCAGUGAAGAGAAGCCUGCGGUAUUUGUAUUGGGCGACUCGACUGCUGAUGUUGGGACUAACAAUUUCUUGCCCGGCAGUAAUGCAAGAGCCGACUUCCCUCACAAUGGAAUUGACUUCCCGCAUUCGAGAGCCACCGGAAGGUUCUCCAAUGGCCUCAACAGUGCCGAUUUCCUCACGAAGCUACUGGGCCACAAGAGGAGUCCGCCGCCCUUCCUCUCUCUUAAUAGCACAAAGGCCCUGAAGAGGCACAGUUUAAACGGCAUAAACUUCGCCUCAGGAGGUUCGGGAAUUCUCGACAUGACAGGGGUAACGAUGAUGAAAGUCAAUCCAUUUGGCACCUCGGAUGAAAAGACACGGAAAGUGAUCACAUUAUCAGAACAGAUAAUGCAGUUCUCAACAGUACGUGAUACUCUCACAGCCGUUAUGGGUGCUACCAAGACCGAGAAGUUUCUUGUGAAGUCUCUCCUCUUCAUCAGCAUUGGCAGCAACGAUAUUUUGCUUUACCAUCACUCAAACAGUACAGUACCCAGGCAAGAGUUUAUUGCCACUUUGGGAUCACUUCAAGGUGGCACUCUUUUCAAUCUAUGGGGUCUCGGAGCGAGGAAGUUUGGCAUCAUAAGCGUGCCUCCGAUAGGAUGUUGUCCAUCUCAGAGGGUUCUCAGUGGCACAGGGGAGUGUUUGGAGGUCCUAAAUGAACUUGCGAUAGCUUUCCAUUCGAACCUUGGAGACGUGUUGAAGAAACUCAGUUCAGAGUAUGAAGGCAUGAAGUACUCACUUGGGAAUGCAUACGACAUGGCCAUGGAUGUUAUCGUGAACCCUCUUCCAUACUUUAAGGACGUGAAAAGUGCAUGCUGUGGAUCAGGAACAUUAAAUGCUGAAGGAAUAUGCGACCCAAAAGCACGUCUUUGCUCGAAGCGCAAUGAGUACUUGUUCUGGGAUUUAUACCACGCAACACAAGCUGCUUCGAAGUUGGCAGCUGUAACUCUAUACACCGGCGGGCCGAGAUAUGUCACUCCAAUGAACUUUUCUCAGUUGGCUAGUGCUUGUUGA
Eucalyptus grandis is the source of this 1122-nucleotide messenger RNA. RefSeq names its product GDSL esterase/lipase At5g37690. Bases 1 to 1122 code for a protein of 373 amino acids. The transcript is spliced from 5 exons. NCBI's taxonomy places the organism in Eukaryota, Viridiplantae, Streptophyta, Magnoliopsida, Myrtales, Myrtaceae. The record is from RefSeq and is a predicted model, not a curated record. Gene Ontology annotation, molecular function: hydrolase activity, acting on ester bonds.